This is a messenger RNA of Botrytis cinerea B05.10, 2557 nucleotides long. RefSeq lists its product as hypothetical. NCBI's taxonomy places the organism in Eukaryota, Fungi, Ascomycota, Leotiomycetes, Helotiales, Sclerotiniaceae. The record is from RefSeq and is a predicted model, not a curated record. Bases 19 to 2256 code for a protein of 745 amino acids. The transcript is spliced from 2 exons.
GGAUUGAAAAACUGCAAUAUGUUCAACCCAUUUGCGCGAUCCAAGAACGAUCUCCCGUCGAUGAAUCGACAUGGCAUCACAGCCUGGGCCCACGAUAUUAUCGAUGAACUGCAAAGAAUCGGUACCUUAAAUUCAGACGAUGAGAAGGCUGCAGAUGAUAUUUUUCGAGUGUACCAAAACAUCCUUCAAUUUUAUUCAUGGGUGUGCACACGUCCUAGAAUUCAUGUAACUCAUGCCCAACGUCCUAUCCAACAGCCUUGGGCACAAAAUGACAUUUUUGCUUCGGCACAUAAGGUCUGGAGCGAUCUUGAGUGGGAACUAAGGCUAGAGAAAGAUGGCGCGUUUGUUGAUCAGAUGAUUGAACAUCUCGGGUGGUUUUGGAAUGUUAAGAACAAUUUGGUAAAUCAAGCCCGCCAUACCCGUGGACUCCCUGUCCUUUCAAGCAUGCAAGCAAUGGCAGAAGCGGCAAACUAUGCUAGAAUUAGCAGUAUCGAUCGUGCGAAUAUGAUUCAAACUCCAGUGUCGAGAACCAUAGCAUCGGGUUUUCACUUCCACCGUCCCGUGGCGCCUGCAAGCAGAGAAAAUCCGAGAAAUGUUACCGAAGCUUUUCCUGCAGGACAAAACACAAGACGAGGAAGCUCAAGCGAUGAUAAUCUGCGUCCGAGUCAAACAUAUUCAUCCGAAAUUCCAUCCAUACGACAGCCGAAGACAGGUCAUUUGCAACUCCCAAAAUAUUCUCAAUCAGUUCAGGAGCCGCCUAAUUCUGCAAUGCCAGUCGCUCUAUCGGUAAAAGGCAAACAUUCUCCUCAUUUACACCCCGGUGCAUACUACCAACCACCCACUGCUCGUGAUAAGUCGUCGCGCAAUGUUGUUAACAUGUCGGGUGAUAAAUAUAACGACGGUGUUGAAUAUUCGCAGAUCUCUCAAGUUCCUGUCGGCCUGAUCCUACCUGCACCACCAACUCGAAAUGACAGGUACCCCAAUAGAGCCCAGGGGUUCGGUGAUGGAUCCAAGCGUCUUACGACUAGUAUGCCAUCUAUCAAACCAGCUUUUAGUGGCCGAGAAAAGCAUGGAAGAGAUUUACCGAGCUCUCACGAUGGACAGUUAGCACAAUCUCAUAGCGAUAUAACACGUACCACGGCCGGUAAUUAUUCAUCUGACAUCAGACAUCCUGUCAAUACCCUAAGUAACGAUGUGAUCGUAAUCUUAGAUACGCCGUCACCGGAAUCAACAACUACACCUAUCGAAAGACUCAGGCCGAGAGAUUAUCGCUCCCAUCCAAGUUCACCCGCUAUAUCUUCUGAAGAUAAACAUGAAGUUGAACGUCCUUUCUCAGUAGAAAGACCUCCUGUGCAUAGCAGAGACAUAACUAGGCAUUCUAUCUAUCCGAUUAAUCCUGCGGGACCUUGCAAUCAACGCUUAGUAGAAUCUGCAGAAGUAGACAAAAUGAGAAGCGAAUCUUCUGAUCGACGAUCAACCAGACAGGGAAGCGAUGGUACGGGAGAAAAAAAGCAGAAACGAGUCACUGAAGUUAGUGAUAAGAAGGCAAAAGCCACGGAGAGCGAUCUGAGCACACCCAAGGAGAAAAAAUCCACUCCUAUAAAUGGCGAUCAGCGCAAUAUGAAGGUUGACUGUAUCGGAAAAGACGAGAAGUCAUUGACUAGUUCUGUCAAUUUGAUACAGAACUACAGGAUGAAUGACUUCCAAAAAGCCAAUACAAAAAGACCUGAGCCUAUCAAUACUAUUUCGGCAAAUCAAAUCAAGAAAGCGAGGAUCAGCGAAAAUUCCGCAACUUCCUCUCUUGGUUAUACUUCUCCUUACACAAACUUCCUCAAGCAGUACCAACCGAGCAAUCUUAAUAGUCCUAAAGGAUCAGGAAUAAUUAAAAAUUUCGCCGGAGAUAAGGGGGAGGAAAACAAAGCUGUUGGCGGUGGGUAUAUUGGCGAAAAAACUGGCAAUGAAAAGUCUGUCGGCGAGAAAACCCUUGAAGAAAGCACCAUCGGUAGCAAGCAUAUGAACCAGAAGUCUAUCAACGAGGAGCUGGUUAGCGACAAAUUCAUCAACGAGAAAGUUGUCAACGAAGACUCUACUGGCGAUGAAAUAACAGUCGAAGAUCCAGCUAUGGAGGAUGCUGUGAGCAAGAAGACUUCGAGAAACAAAGUCGCAUCGGAAAAGUCGUUGAGAAAUAAGCCACUUUCUGCGAAGGGCAAAAAGUCCAAAUCACUCUAUCGUCCUUUCAGCAUGAGACAAUCCUAGAGAAAUAUGUUUUAGAGAGUCACUGUGAGCUUCUGUGGACGGAAAGGCAGAUGGGAAGGGAGGGGGCCAGCAGUCAACCAAGUCUAGUGUGCUAGGUGACUAGAAAGUGUUAUGAUAGCGUCUAUAGCCAUCUAUAGAUCACGCAUGUACUUUUGGUCAGGAGGUUCGACCAGUGGAUAGAUCUUCUAGGCAUUCGAGUCUAGCAACUUCAUCCACUUAUUUUAGUUCUUUCAAAACACACCUAUGUCCACAAUAAUUUCCGAUUCUAGUUGUCAGUUUUCCUACAAAUGAAUCAAUGCCA